Molecule: messenger RNA, 201 nt
Organism: Pseudozyma hubeiensis SY62
Lineage: Eukaryota; Fungi; Basidiomycota; Ustilaginomycetes; Ustilaginales; Ustilaginaceae
Exons: 2
Coding region: 1-201 (66 amino acids)
Source: RefSeq, a predicted model, not a curated record
AUGCUGGAUCGGAUGGCGGAAGAACAAAAUUCCAAGGCAAACAGCUCGGGGCCGAAAUUUGCAACAGCAGACGCGCUCUCACUCGAGCACUCGAGCAGCCAGCCAAUCGGAAAAUUCGAACUUGCCGCAGCAGCUUUCCGUCAGAAUCGGGCUGGCAGUCGGCGAGUGUUGCUGCUUCUGCUGCUGCUGCUGUUGCGCUGA